AUGCCCCGGUCCUUACUUUCUCACGAAUACCCAAAACACGGCGCCCCUGGACCCACUCUCCGUAAAAGAUAGAGCUUUUUUCUUUGUUGUGAGUUUUUAAGUUUAUCUCUACCUUUUCCGUAACCUCUACGCAUCAUGUUGAGCACCGUAAAGAGCCUCAAAGUUACUUAUAACCCGGUGAAUGAGGAAAACACGUUCACCAGCGGCGACUGCGUUUCGGGUCAGGUCACACUGGAAGUCGCCAAAGAGUGCCACAUAAAGUCCCUGUUGAUUCAGUUCAAGGGGAAAGCCCGUGUCCUGUGGACCGAGACCUACGGGCAAGUUACUGUCGCGUACUACGCCAAGGACAAGUACUUUAGCAUUAAACAUUACUUUAUUGCAGACAAAGAUUUCAAAGGAGAUGACAACCAAACACUACUGACAAGCCAGGAUGGAGAAACAUACAGCAGUGUUGUGGCCCCAGGAUGCCAUGUUUACCCGUUCACCUUUCAGAUCCCCGGGGAAAAUAUGCCCUCCUCCUUCAAGGGCUCUGCUGGUAAAAUUGUGUACUCGCUGAAAGCCAGGCUGAGCAGAUCAAUGAGGAUCGAUAAGAAAGAUUCAACGAAGAUUAACUUUGUGACGAGAGAAGACAUGUGCAGUGAUCCUGAACUAACAACACCACAGCACGAGUGUAAGGAUAAGGAAAUUAAAAUGUUCUCCUCAGGAACAGUAGCCAUGGACGUGGACAUUGAAAAGACAGGUUACUUCCAAGGAGAGGGAAUAAAGGUUCUGGCCUGCAUUGAGAACAACUCGUCCCGUGAAAUCAGGCCCAAGUACUGUGUGUACAGAAAGCACAGCUUCUUUGCAAGAGGGAGGAGAAGACUUGAUACUAAAGACCUCUUAAAAGAAGUGGGAGAGCCUAUCCCUCCUUCUGCUAGUGUAAAGGUCUCAAGAGUCAUCACCAUCCCCCAUGAUAUGGAGCCCUCCAUCCUCAACUGCAGCAUCCUCAAGGCAGAGUACAGAGUGAGGGUCUACCUCGAUGUCAAAUAUGCCUUAGACCCAGAGAUCAAAUUUCCCAUAGUCAUCCUGCCGGCCGCUCAGGCUCCUGCUAUGGCACCACCACCUGCUGCUUCUGGCUUUGGAUUUGAACCAUUUGGGAACACAGAACCACCAGCAUGGGGCGUACCACCGCAACCAACAGUGGUACCAACAGCACCUCAACCUUUGGAUGCCCCACCUCCUUAUGGAGCAUUUGGAAUGUACCCUCCUCUGACAGAUUUUGGCAAUAAAUAUCAGUGACAGGCCUGUGAAGGAAGUUGAACAAACGACUGGAUAUGUAUCACAAUACAGUGGGUUUCUUUUUACUUUUUUAAAAUGUAUUUGUAUUUGGUAUUCUGGUCAGAGUGAAAGUGUUUGGUGGAAACCACCACUAUAUGCACUCUAUGUUCCAUAGCUCUUUUGUCCUAUGUAAAGGGAAGUGUUUAUGUAUGUAUGUAUGCAUGUGUUAAAAUAUGUCACAUUUCCAAAAUAACUUUACAAAUAGUGGAUCCUUGCAUAAUUUCAGAUACCAGUGCCUUCUAAGCUGCAGGAUUUUGCCCUGUGUGUGAUUCUGUGAAGGUCACAGCAACUCAUGGAGAAAGGAGGCUGCACUUUUUAUAUUAGUGUCUAGUGAGAGAAGACUUGGAGACUGUUACAGUAACUUAAAGGUCCACUGUGUAGCAUAUAGAUAUAUUUGUGGUUAUGGAAUACAGUAUUCAUAGGUUUUUAUUAGUGUAUAAUCACCGAAAAACUAGAUUUGUGUUUUCAUUACCGUAUGAGUUGUCUUUAUCUACAGAGAGAGCGGGUUGAAAAACAGGCAGAGCUUUCCUGUUUCAGAUAGUACUGCAAUAUUUUCUGUAUGAUCUUUGACAACACUCUAAAACACAAAGGUGGCUAAACAGUUUCUAACCAAAGAAACAUGCUGGAAUGCAGCAUAGCAUAGCUCUAACAAUACCUCACAGAAGUCUCAUCUGAAGCGGGUCCUAAUUUAGGUAGACUCACGUUACCAAACGUUUGGAGCGCCUACCAAUCGUCUGGGGAUUUCUAAAUGCAGGGUAGUCAGGUUAUAUUGUGAGAAGCAGAGUGAUGAAUGCUAAGUCAAGAAGUGUGUAUGUAAAUGAUCAAAUGUAACCUAAAGUGUAUAAUCCUCCACUUUGUUGUUUGUGCUGUGACCAAAGUCCUUUGAUUAUAAUUUAAUUGAACAUUUGGUUAUGAUUUUAUGUUGUUCAGUAAAGGUCUGGCAAAACUCAGCAAUAUGUUUACCUCUCUGUAAUCACCUUAUCUUACCUUGUUGGAGUAACAUUUUGUACUUUCAGGAGCGUAAAUCCUUAGUUUUAUGGUAUGCAGAAUUGUUUAGCAAACUGAUAAUGAACUGAGGCUCAGACAAAGGAGUGACUAAAUUAAAAUAACCAGCGGUGGAAGUAAAGCAUUUGAAUAUGCCCCAACAAGUAAAAGUCUUACAUGCAAAAGUAAAAUGUAACCUAUAUAAGUAGUAUUAGCAAGGUGCACUUUUAAAAUAAAGUACUCAUU
Messenger RNA from Morone saxatilis (striped sea-bass), 2547 nucleotides. RefSeq names its product arrestin domain-containing protein 3-like. Gene Ontology annotation, cellular component: cytoplasm; plasma membrane. The transcript is spliced from 7 exons. NCBI's taxonomy places the organism in Eukaryota, Metazoa, Chordata, Actinopteri, Moronidae. Gene Ontology annotation, biological process: protein transport. The record is from RefSeq and is a predicted model, not a curated record. Bases 136 to 1278 code for a protein of 380 amino acids.